AAAUUCUGCACGAUUGCCCACCACUCACUUCUCCUACCAUGGGGCAUGUGUGGCCUCCACUUCCAUCUCUUGUAAAAUGUUGGUGAGUGUGAUAAAAAAUGAUUGACUCUUUUAUUCGAAAGUCGUGCAAAACCUCUAUCGACGCUCUGAUGUGUGCCUCUGAUGAAUUUCUUUCGUGGACAAAAUACAGCAGCCAGUCAGUCAGCAAAGAACCGCAGAGUGGUUCAGUUGGGUUCAAUUUGAGGCUGGUGGUUGUAGCCUGGCAAUUUUAAUUCAAGAAGUUUUUUUUUACAUUGAGUGAGUUGUUGUUGCAUUUCCAGUGUGAGUGCCUCACUUUGGAUUAGAUUCAAUUGGCUCGAGCACAGAAGGAACUAUUAGUGAGGAAAAUUCCUCAAAAGAAGGAGAAGAACUUGAGAGAGGAAAAAACCAGAUCUAGAUAGAGAAUUUGAAGUGCUUGAAACUUGCCCGAGGAAAUUGCCCAAUUUCCUGCUGAGGACAUCAUUAAGUGUGAUUUAAUGUGCCUUUAGCAAUGGGAAUGUAGCGAUUUUAUGCAUCGAGUUUUAUAUGCGUCUUUAAUAUAUCUCAUCAAGCACAGUGAAGUGUCAGUUUUCAUGCUGAAAUAAAAUUAAUUCGCAAUCAAACGGAUUUUUCUCAAGUUGUGCGAAAAAAAAGUGAAUUUGCAACCAAGAUUCGUCUCUUGGUGACUUUUCUCGGCUCUCGUGCCAACUCCCACGCAAAAAAGUGAAAGACACAGAAGAUUGUGGAUCUCUUUGGCAAUUUUCCGCAAAGUGCGUGCGCAUAACUUCUCCGAAAAAAAUGAUUACAAGAAUUCUCGCUGUCCUUUUGGCAAGUCUGCUGCAAACGCAUGCACAAUAUUUUCCAUUCCACAAUGAUGUGUCGGAUCGAUGUGCCCUCCUCCUCACGGGACCACCUCGUUCAUCAGCCUUCGACUAUAACUUCAAUUUACUGAGAGGAACACCCAUAAUUCCUUACACAGUGGGUCAGACGUGUAUCACAUACGAUGCCAUCAAUGCCGCAUAUGUCGAUGCCCGGAAAAGAAUACAUGUAUCGCAGCCAAAAGGUGACUGGAAGCCGGAAGAUAUUGCCACUGUUGGUGAACUACUGCUGGACAUAUCCAUUCAACUAGCGCGCACGUAUGGGCUGUCGUAUGAGGACAUCGAGAAGGGUUUACCGCACAUUGAUACCUCCAAGACACAUAUUCGUGAAGUCUGCCCACCUUUCCUGUCCGGAGUGGACUGCCGUCCUGGCAAGUACAGACGCUUCGAUGGGCUGUGCAAUAAUCUCGAGAAUCCAACAUGGGGUGCCGCCAAUACGCCCUUCCAGCGCCUCGUUGGACCCCUCUACUCAGACGGUAUCAAUGCCCCGCGAAUCAGUAUCACAGGUCACGAGCUCCCCUAUUCACGUGUUGUAUCGCGAACGAUGCAUCCCGAUGAUGGAUUCCACGAUCACGCUGGUACGGUGAUGGUGAUCGCUUGGGGACAAUUCAUGGAUCAUGACUUCACGCUCACGGCCACGCCACUGGAUCCGAUUAAUCGCAAUGAUCCCGAGGAGUGCUGCAAGCGACCACCACAUCUCAAGCAUCCCUACUGCAAUGAGCUCCGCAUUCCGGACGACGAUUACUUCUACAGGUUGUUCAACGUGAAGUGCAUUGACUUCGUGCGGGGCUUCCCAUCACCACGACCUGGCUGCCGUCUUGGGUCACGACAGCAAUUCAACACACUCACGGGAGUCAUUGAUGGGAAUACCGUGUACGGUGUUACGGAGAAAUUUGCCAGGAAGCUGAGAGCUGGCUUUGGGGGGCUGAUGCGGAUGAAUCCUGUCUUCGCGGAAUACGGUCUCAAGGAUAUGCUGCCACUGAAGCUGGAUAUUCCCGAUGAGGGAUGCACAAGGCCCAAUAAGAGUAUGUUCUGCUUUGAAGCUGGAGAGAUUCGUGUCAAUGAACAGCUUGUGCUCACGUGCAUGCACACCCUAAUGGCCAGGCAGCAUAAUAAACUUGCCACGGAAUUAGCUCAAAUUAAUCCUCAUUGGGACGACGAGACGCUCUUCCAGGAAUCCAGACGUAUUAACAUCGCCAUCAUUCAGCACAUUACCUACAAUGAAUUCUUGCCAAUUCUCCUGGGCAAGGAAGUUAUGGAGAAAUUCGGUUUGGUGCUGCAGAAGGAAGGCUACUGGGAUGGCUAUGAUGCUCACAUUAAUCCCGCCAUUAUUGAUGCCUUUGCCGCAGCUGCCUUCCGCUUUGGACACUCCCUCCUGCCCACAGCUGUUGAACGUUGGUCCAAGGCACACAAAUUCAUUGCUUCGAAGAGAUUGUCAGACCUCAUCCGUCGUCCGUAUGAUCUCUACAGAGCUGGGGUAUUUGAUGAGUACUUCAUGGGGCUGAUGAAUCAAGUGGCACAGGCUAUGGAUGACUCAAUCACGCAGGAAGUCACAAAUCAUCUGUUCAAGAAGGAAGGACAUCGUUUCGGGAUGGAUUUGGUGUCCUUCAACAUGCAACGAGGCAGGGAAUUCGGUCUGCCUGGGUACAUGGAGUUCAGGAAGUUCUGUGGCCUGCCAACGUCUAAUACUUGGGAUGAGAUGUUUGGAUCUAUGCCCAAUGAUACCAUCAGGAGAUACGAGAGCAUUUUCCAGCAUCCUGCUGACAUUGAUUUAUGGUCUGGUGGGGUCUCCGAGAGGUCUCUACCCGGCUCCAUGCUUGGCCCCACUUUCGCUUGCGUCAUCGCAACACAAAUGAGCUACUCACGGCGCGGAGAUCGCUUCUGGUACGAAUUGCCAAAUCAACCGUCAUCCUUCACGCCAGAGCAAUUGCAGGAGAUCAGGAAGAUCAAGCUGUCGCGCUUGAUAUGUGACAACACCGAUCUCAUUGAUACCAUCCAAAUAUACCCAAUGGUUCUGCCUGAUCAUGAGAUUAACCCCCGUGUGCCAUGCAAGAGUGGAAUUAUUCCAUCAAUCGAUCUGACCAAGUGGGCAGAUUAUGGACAUUCACCAGACUACUCACCUCAUCAAUAUCAAUAUUUCAAUGAGCUUCACGAUACCGUGCCAUUUUAUGCCAACAAUUACCUGAGUUUCAAGAGGAAGAGACGUAGUACGGACUCACAGACGGAAGAGUAUCGUCUGUAUACGAUUUAUGGGCCAGCUAAGAAUGUCACAAAGGGAAAUGGGCGAAGGAAGAAGGUCAGGACGACGACAACGGAGGCUCCCAAGGAGGCUCUUGAAGCAGCAGAUUUAGCCAAUGAUGAAUUCUUCUUUCGCAACAUGAAGCGACCACCGAAGAAGGAUAAGAGUAUCCGUGAUCAAGUUGAGAUCUUCCGGGAGGGUGCUGAUUACAGUGUUGAGAGCGACAAAGAGAUUGAAGAUGAUCAUGAGACUGAAGAUCGCGAUCACAGUUCACACGAAAGUGAUCGCAGCCAAGAAGAUCGAAGAAAAAAUCAUAAAGAUCACGAGACAGAUGAUCAUGAAGAUCACGAAGAACACAGAGGCACAACAUCCAGCAAGAUCGACCCAAAUUCCAGAGAAUCAUUCGUGGAUUUCUUCAAGAAUGCCGACAAGGGCUUCCUGGCUGAAUUCAAUGAGCAAUUCAAUCGAAAUAGUAGACUGACGGACGGAGAUGGCGACAAGACGUCUUCGUCCCCCGAGGAGGCGGCUGAAAAGUGGGUGGAAGACCUAAAGAAUCGCGAUAUAAUAUCGGAAUUCAAUGAGCGUAUCAACAACAGACCCCACAGGCGGCAUACUAAGCAGAAAAUUCCCAAAUAUCAAUCAUCAAAUUUCACUCAUUUGUAAAGAAAGUGAUCCUCUCAUAAAUAAAUUGCCUGUAAUUUGUCCCUC
This is a messenger RNA of Lutzomyia longipalpis, 3843 nucleotides long. RefSeq names its product peroxidase (gene cysu). The record is from RefSeq and is a predicted model, not a curated record. Gene Ontology annotation, molecular function: peroxidase activity; heme binding. Gene Ontology annotation, biological process: response to oxidative stress. The transcript has 11 exons. NCBI's taxonomy places the organism in Eukaryota, Metazoa, Arthropoda, Insecta, Diptera, Psychodidae. The coding region runs from base 817 to 3798 and encodes 993 amino acids.